AAUCACCGAUCCGCCCAGUCUCAAGACACGCAAAGAUAAAAGGGCAACAAUGAUCAGCCCUCCUCUUGGCGACGCCACCAUAACUUUGCAAACUGCUGACUGUCUGUGUCCUAUCCUUCUCUUUACACCUUGACCUUGUUCCUUUCUUCCUUUCCAAUUUUCUACUUUUCCCCUUCAAGCAAAGCAAUGAAAGUACCGUUUUCCGACCACAACCCACCUCAUACCCCAUCCACCCUCGCCACCGAGCCCAAAUCCGUCCUCGACCUCCGCCGGAGCCCCAGCCCCGUUUCCCGGAAGCCUCUUCCCUCCGCCGCCGCCAUUAACGCCACUCACCGCUCCCUCGCCGGCUCCGACCAGGACGACCCUUUUGCAGACCACCGCCUCGACGAUUGGGACUCCUUGAUGAAAGAAUUGGGCUUGAAUGACGAUUCUGCCCCUGUUUCCAAACCUCCGCCGGGAAUUGCUUCCGCUUACGACCCCCAGAUUCCGGCCAACAACUCCUACUCCGCCUUCCCCGACUUGCCGCCGCCGCCGGUUAACGCCUUCGACACGAAUCAGUUUCUGCCGGCUGAUUUCGGCCUCGCCGCUGAAAUUCCGCCGCCGUACCCCGCCGUGCCGAUUUUUCAUAACCCUAAUAUUUUCGAGUCCGUCUGCCCCGGCGGCUCCGAGUUCGACGAUUUGAUCCGACUCGCCGAGUGCUUCGACACCAACUCGCUUCAGUUAGGGCAGGCGAUACUGGCGCGGCUCAAUCCGCGGCUCGGCUCCCCCGCCGGCGAGCCUCUCCAGCGCGCCGCCUUCUAUUUCAAGGAAGCGCUCCGGUCCAUGCUUCCCGGGUCGACCCGACCCGAUCUCCGGCAGCCGGAUUCUAUGGAGAUCAUCGAAACUAUUAAAGCUCAGAAGACCUUCUCCAGCAUAUCUCCGAUACCGAUGUUCUCCAGCUUCGCUGCGAACCAGGCCGUACUCGAAGCUUUGGAGGCCUUCAAUAAUGUCCACGUCGUCGAUUUCGACGUCGGUUUGGGUGGGCAGUGGGCUUCGUUCAUGAAGGCGCUCGCCGAAAAGGCAGAAUCAAGGAAGCGCGCCGGCGCCGCCGUGCCGGCGCUGCGAAUAUCCGCCGUUGUUUCCGACGAUUACGCCGUCGAGUCGGCGCUGAUCAGGGAGAAUUUGACUCAAUUCGCGCGAGAAUUGAACAUCGAUUGUGAAAUCGAUUUCAUCUCGAUGAAAGCCUUCGAGUACCUAAAUUUCCAGGCGAUGAAAUUCACACACGGCGAGAAAGUGGCGGCCAUCUUAUCGCCGGCGGUCUUCCGCCGCGCCGGAAUUGGGUUCCUGACCAAUCUCCGGCAGAUCUCCCCGAGCGUGGUGGUGAACGUCGACGCCGAAGGUCAGAUGAACUCCGGGCCUUCCUCUUAUCGGCAGGUUGUGAUCGAAGGCCUGGAGUUUUACUCCACUCUACUCGAAUCCCUGGAAGCAGCCACCAUCAACGGCGCCGGAGACUGGAUGAAGAACAUCGAGAAAUACGUCGUGUUCCCCAAGAUUCUGGAGAUGGUGGCGGCGGCGGCGGCGGAGGCCCGCCGCGGAAUGACGUGUAAGGAGGCGCUGGUGGCGGCGGGGCUGAGACAAGUCGGGUCGAGCCAAUUCGCGGAGUUUCAAGCCGAGUGUCUGCUGAGAAGAGUGCAAGUCAGAGGAUUCCACGUGGCGAAACGUCAGGCCGAGAUGCUGCUUUGCUGGCACAAUAGGCCUAUCGUCGCCACGUCAUCUUGGAAGUAUUAGUCCAUCUGUCAGUCUACGUGUCUGUCCUAGUCUUUAAUUAGAAGCAGAAACUAUUUCCAAUUAGAUCAAACCCCUCCAAAAAAAUGAAAAGAAAAAAAAAAAAACCCUAUUUCAUCAACAGCAAGCAAAUCACUGGAAAUCCAACAACUUAAAUU
Molecule: messenger RNA, 1922 nt
Organism: Andrographis paniculata
Lineage: Eukaryota; Viridiplantae; Streptophyta; Magnoliopsida; Lamiales; Acanthaceae
Product: scarecrow-like protein 15
Exons: 1
Coding region: 187-1767 (526 amino acids)
Biological process (GO): regulation of DNA-templated transcription
Cellular component (GO): nucleus
Molecular function (GO): DNA-binding transcription factor activity; sequence-specific DNA binding
Source: RefSeq, a predicted model, not a curated record